Molecule: messenger RNA, 1314 nt
Organism: Parnassius mnemosyne (clouded apollo)
Lineage: Eukaryota; Metazoa; Arthropoda; Insecta; Lepidoptera; Papilionidae
Source: the annotation of a GenBank genome assembly
AUGUCUUUCCUUCAUAAUCAUUCUUGCGAGUGCGUUAAGUCAGAAUUGGAUUUGUUUGCACUACCGUCUACACAAACUAGCAUUGAAAAUGGAUUGUGGAUUCAUUAUAAACCCAUUUCAUCUCUUGGUGAUGAUGGACCUAUCGAGUUUCAAGUUCCUGGGACCGGCGAUGACUACAUAGAUUUGUCUCAUACAUUACUCCACAUAAAGGCAAAAGUAUUAAAUCAAGAUUCAACUAACUUGGUAUCUACUACAAUAGUAGCACCUGUAAAUAAUUGGCUGCAUUCACUUUUUAGUCAACUUGAUGUUUAUUUAAACCAAAAACUUGUAUCACCACCUAAUAAUACCUAUGCAUAUCGAGCAUACAUGGAAACCCUUUUAAACUAUGCCCCUGCUGCUAAACAAUCUCAUCUUACUUGUAGUCUUUGGUAUGAGGAUACAGCAGGAAAAAUGGAUUCUACAGAUGGUAAAAACAUAGGAUUUGUUAAAAGACAGGAAUUGAUUAGUGAAAGUAAGGAAAUAGAAAUGAUUGGUCAUCUUCACGGUGACAUUUUUAACCAAGAUAAAUUUUUAAUUAAUGGUGUUGAAAUGAGUGUUAAAUUGGUUCGAUCAAGAGAGAGUUUUAAUUUAAUUGUUGGGUCGAACGAUGUAAAGUUUAAAGUUUGCAUUACGGACGCAACUCUUAUUGUGCGACGAGCACGAAUUAAUCCAAGUGUAUUACUCGCACAUCAAAAAGUUUUAGCUUCUACCACUGCUAAAUAUCCUAUUACUCGAGCUGAAGUAAAAGUUUUAACAAUUCCUUCGGGUGUUCAAGGAAAAACUCUUGAUAAUAUAUUUUUAGGACAGGUACCGAAAAGAUGUAUAAUUGGAUUUGUGAACAAUUCUGCAUUUAAUGGUUCCCUUACUAAAAAUCCAUUUAACUUUGAAAACUAUGGUAUUAAUUCUUUCAGCUUAUAUAUUGAUGGUCAACAAAUACCUUCAAAAGCUUUGCAACCAUCUUUUAAUAAUAGCAUAUUUACAUCAGCAUAUCAUACUCUAUUCUCGGGAACUGGUAUUCACUUUCUUAAUGAAGGAAAUGGAAUCUCUUGUGAACAGUAUGGCAAAGGUUACUGUCUAUUAGCAUUUGACUUAACUCCUGAUUUAUCAGCUAACUCAUCAACUCAUUGGAAUCUCAUAAAGCAUGGUAGUGUAAGAAUAGAAGUACGAUUUGAAUCCUCAUUAAUACAAACAAUUAACUGUAUAGUUUAUGCUGAGUUUGAUAAUAUUAUUGAGAUAGAUAAAAACAGAAAUGUUACUGUAGACUAUAGUAGUUAA